Phalacrocorax carbo (great cormorant) is the source of this 2845-nucleotide messenger RNA. The record is from RefSeq and is a predicted model, not a curated record. Lineage: Eukaryota; Metazoa; Chordata; Aves; Suliformes; Phalacrocoracidae.
AUGAAGCCAUGUGAAGGCUUUAUACGAGCUAGAUUUUGUUCGCCCAUUCAAAGGGGGAUCUCUUGUCCCUCUGAGGACCCAAACAGCACCAAAAUUGUGGAGUUCUUCAAUGCAUGGAAUGACUCGGAAGCCAAUGCCUGCACACUGAUGGACCUGCCUCUUAGAACCCCAACAAUGACUGUCCAAGAUGUUCCCGAUGCCUUUCCUACAGUGGAUGUCCCAGACCAUGUCCAUUAUACAAUUGGAAUAGUCAUUCUUUUAGUGGGGAUCACAGGAACUCUGGGUAAUUUCCUGGUCAUCUAUGCUUUCUGCAGGAGUAGGAGCCUUCAGACUCCAGCCAACAUAUUCAUCAUCAAUCUCGCUAUUAGUGACUUCCUGAUGUCCAUUACGCAGUCUCCAGUUUUUUUCACCAACAGCCUCCACAAACGCUGGAUUUUUGGUGAGAAAGGCUGUGAGCUGUAUGCCUUCUGCGGAGCUCUUUUUGGCAUUACAUCUAUGAUCACGUUGAUGGUGAUUGCCUUGGACAGAUAUUUUGUCAUCACAAAACCUCUGGCUUCUGUUGGAGUGAUGUCUAAGAAGAAGGCCUUGGUAAUCCUGGUAGGAGUCUGGCUGUACUCUCUGGCUUGGAGCCUCCCACCCUUCUUUGGAUGGAGUGCAUAUGUUCCCGAGGGUCUGCUGACUUCCUGUUCCUGGGACUACAUGACUUUCACACCAUCAGUCCGCGCCUACACAAUGCUGCUUUUCUGCUUUGUCUUUUUCAUUCCUUUGAUUGCUAUUUUGUACAGCUAUGUCUUUAUAUUUGAGGCUAUCAGGAAGGCCAACAAGUCUAUUCAGACAUUUGGAUGCAAACAUGGAAAUAAAGAGUUCCAGAAACAGUAUCAGAGGAUGAAAAAUGAGUGGAAGAUGGCCAAAAUUGCACUGAUUGUCAUCUUGCUUUAUGUCAUUUCCUGGUCACCAUACUCUGUUGUUGCUCUGGUAGCUUUUGCUGGGUAUUCCCACGUCCUAACACCGUUCAUGAACUCCAUACCAGCUGUGAUUGCCAAAGCUUCUGUCAUCCAUAACCCCAUCAUUUAUGCCAUCACUCACCCCAAAUACAGAAGAGCCAUUGCAACAUAUGUUCCUUGCCUUGGAGCCCUGCUGAGAGUUUCUCCUAAAGACUCACAGUCUUUCAGCAGUUAUCCCUCCUCCAGAAGAGCAACCGUGACCAGCCAGUCUUCUGAGCUAAGUGGGAUGCAGAAAGGAAGAAGGCGACUGUCUUCUCUCUCUGACAGUGAAUCAGGCUGUACUGACACAGAAACUGAUACCCCCAGUAUGUUCUCCAGAGUUGCUGGCAGACAGAUUUCCUGCGAAAAGGGUAAAGACACAACUCAAACUAGUGACAUAAGAGCCAAACCUAAACUGAAGCGCCAUGAUUCUGGGAUCUGUGAGCAGACAGCUAUAGGUGCUGAUGACAUAUCCAUGGUGGAAUUGAAUGUCACAGAGGACACUGCUACACCUACUAGGGGUGAGAGUCUGAAUGGUAUUGGACAAAGAAAAGGAGAGUCUCACCACGGACCGCCUGCAGCCCAGAUACCCAGCAUUACAAUUACAUACAGCAAUGUCCAGGGAGUAGAGCUGCCUUCUGGAUACAACUCAGGUUUUCUGUACCCAAAGAUCAACAGCCACAAGCAAAACAAGAAGUCAAACAGCUAAGUGAGUGGUGCAAGCCAGAAUGUCACCUUAGCCAAUACCUAUGGAACAACUAUGGAUCAGCUGAAUCCAGAACACAUUGUUCUGAAAUGCUUCCACAAAGACACAACACAAGACAAGCAAGGAUAAAAGCAAGGGGAGUAAGCUUUUCAGCAUCAGAACUCUCUCCAGUGGCUCACUUCUCGAUUUGGGCCACAUUGUAAUUUUAUUCUCUCUUCUUUAUGCAGCUCAUGAAACAGUUUCUUCCACUUGGAGUUUACUCUGCUCAGGUAUAUUCCACCACUGCAUGGAUGUUACCUACAAGCCUCCUAGGAUUAACUUGAGAGGAAAGGGAAGCGUGAGAUCCAAAACUGGCCUUUGUUCACUUAGUGUAGUUUAACUUCAAAGCUAUUACUGAGCUAAAGCUAAGAGAUUUGUGGGAAAACAUAAUUACUUCCUGAAGAUGGUUUCUUCAUUAUUGUGAGGUUCCUCAACCAAAUGAAACUUUAAUCACACAGUCAGUGCUCCCUUCUCUCAUUAAUUACAUAUUUUCCCUCAUUUUCUUGGACAAUCCAACUGAAAGGCAAUGUACUUGAGCAGUAGUUUGAAGUUUCAGAUCUUUAAUUUCUGAGAUUCUGGGAGAAGAGAAAGGAAUCACACUGAGGAUGAGGCUAUGGUCUUUUCCAUACUUAGCUUCUUUUUCCAACAGUCACUUAAGAGACCAGUUUAACCUGCUCUUAGCUAACCUCCCCAGAGCCUUUGGAAAGUAUUAGGAAACUUCUUCCAACUUUCCUUUAGCAGGUUUCAUGGGAAGAAUGCAGAAUUCAAAGCAAUGUUUGUACUGAAAUGUCUUAUGGGUAAGUCAAUACAUCUGCCUUCUAAUACCUCAAAAUGGUUUAUGUUUUGAUGUGCUUUUCUGAAGUAAAUCUUGGAAGGAGAAGGGUUCUCCAAAAACAGUUGUUCUAGAGAUGUCUGCAAUCCACACUAUCCCCACUUUAGCAUUUUAAUUUUUCCCUUCUCUGAACAGCAGCAUCCUUAUAGCUGAGGAUUUUUUCCACAGUGACUAAAUCCAUGAGAUUGUACUUAUUUCCCCUGAAAGGAAAGGAAAAGAGUUCUAUGAAACAGUAAUUUUCUGCUUUUCCCUGGUUGUCCUUCUAGCUCUUGAGAAUAAAUGGAC